AUGGGCUACGAUGGUCCUCUCUCUGCACAGGAGCAGAUGUUCAUCCUAUAUGAAGCUAAACUGCAGUGCCUUCAGAACCUGUCCAAUAUGGAACCAACAACCACAGAUGAGGGGUGCCCUCCAGACUGGGACGGUCUUAUUUGUUGGCCCCAUGGCUCCCCUGGGCAGGUUACAAAGGUCCCCUGCCCAUCUUACAUCUAUGACUUCAAUCAUAAAGGUCAGGCUUACAGGAAGUGUGAUGCCAAUGGAUCCUGGGUGUUUGUGGAGCAGUGGAACAAAACAUGGACCAACUACUCAGAGUGUCUACGGUUCCUUCAUCCCCUUAGUGAUGAGGAAGCAAGACAAGACUUCUUUGAACGGCUGUAUGUCAUGUAUACCACCGGCUAUGCUGUGUCCUUCAGCUCUCUGCUAGUGGCCAUCGUGAUCAUUGGAUACUUCAGGCGUCUUCACUGCACCAGAAACUACAUCCACAUGCAUCUGUUUGUUUCCUUCAUGUUACGGGCUGUGAGCAUUUUUGUAAAGGACAAAGUUGUUUAUUCAAGUGCUGGAUUGCAAGACUUUGACUCAGCCCUGCUGGAUAACUUGAAAUCAGUGAGCAUUGCAUCACUGGACAAGUCACAGUAUAUUGGCUGCAAAGUUACAGUGUUGCUCUUCAUCUACUUUCUGGCAACCAACUACUAUUGGAUCCUGGUGGAAGGCCUCUACCUGCACAGCCUCAUUUUCAUGGCAUUUCGCUCUGAUUCCAAAUACCUCUGGGGAUUCAUAUUCAUUGGAUGGGGUGUUCCUGCUGUUUUUGUCGCAAUCUGGGCAAUCGUCAGGGCAACACUGGCAGAUGCAAGGUGCUGGGAGUUGAGUGCUGGUAAUAUUAAGUGGAUUUACCAGGUACCCAUCUUGACAGCAAUAGGGGUAAGUGUGUACAACAAGGAUUAUAUAAAGUUUAACUUUAUUUGCUAA
Messenger RNA from Cyprinodon tularosa, 954 nucleotides. Its product is annotated as parathyroid hormone 2 receptor-like. Lineage: Eukaryota; Metazoa; Chordata; Actinopteri; Cyprinodontiformes; Cyprinodontidae. Gene Ontology annotation, cellular component: plasma membrane. The transcript is spliced from 8 exons. Gene Ontology annotation, molecular function: peptide hormone binding; G protein-coupled peptide receptor activity; parathyroid hormone receptor activity. Bases 1 to 954 code for a protein of 317 amino acids. Gene Ontology annotation, biological process: adenylate cyclase-modulating G protein-coupled receptor signaling pathway; cell surface receptor signaling pathway. The record is from RefSeq and is a predicted model, not a curated record.